AUGACAAAGCGAUCUUUUUCUCGUUAUGUUGAGCAAGAGCUGGGGAGGCUGCCACAUUUCAUGGUCUACGCUUUGCUCGAAUGGACGCUGAUCAUUCUGCUCUUCGUUGACGGGUUCCUUGCGUUUGCUGCCAAUGAAUUCGCCAAGUUCUUCGAGCUGCAAAUCCCCUGCUGGCUCUGCACCAGAAUCGAUCACAUUCUCGUACAUAGAGACCAAGAUUUCUAUUACAAUGACUCCAUUUGUGAGGCUCAUAGGAAAGAUGUUUCGUAUCUUGCUUAUUGCCACAACCACAAGAAACUGUCUGAUAUACGAAAAAUGUGCGAGGCGUGCCUGCUUUCGUUUGCUACGGAGAAAGAAUCUGACUGCGAUACGUACAAGUCCUUAGUUGGGAUCUUGCACAAGGAUCUUGAGUGCUUCGUCGAGGAUGAUCACCACCAAAUUCAGCUGAGUGUGCCUGCGGCAAGGACGUGGGAGGAGGGGGCGGGGCAGGUUGAGAAGAGCAACAGCAUUGUUUGCAUUUCGUGUUCGUGUUGUGGCGUGCCAUUGAAGAUGAGCUCCACUUCCAACUCCUACCCGAAGGGGAAAAAUGACAGCGUAUUAGCACAAGCUCCCGCGCCUUCUCCACGAGCACCCUUGAGAAGUGAUGAUCGCAGCUUGGACUUGCCCCACAUUCGGUACACUGAACUCAAACUCAUGUCGGACAAUGAGUCCGAGCUUCCAGAGGACGAGUACGAAUCACAACCACCGAAUCGUGUCUCUCAGUCAGUCAAGGAAGAUCCCAAGGCUGCAACGGUGCCUUUGUUGACAGAAGGUGAAGAUUUAGCUGAUGAUGCAAACAGGACUCCUCUUUUUGGUAAAGGAAACAGGUUUUUCGGAAUCCCACUUACAGAUUCAGCUACAAACAGUCCUAGGGUGGCAAUGAGGAUUUCAAGGAAAUCGCCACUUGAAAAAACCGGCGAGUAUGCCUUGGAAUCUGUCGAGGGAAGCACUUCAAAUGAGGCAGAGUGUGAUUCCAUUUUGCACCGGUUGAAGAGGCAGGUCCGGUUAGAUAGGAAGUCGCUGAUGGCAUUGUACAUGGAGCUAGACGAAGAAAGAAGCGCUUCGGCUGUGGCAGCGAACAAUGCAAUGGCUAUGAUCACCCGGCUACAAGCAGAGAAGGCUGCUGUUCAGAUGGAGGCCUUGCAGUAUCAAAGAAUGAUGGAGGAACAGGCGGAGUACGAUCAAGAAGCACUGGAAGCGACGUAUGAUCUGCUUGCCAAGAGAGAGGAGGAGCUCAGACUUGUAGAAGCUGAAGUAGAGGCGUAUAGAGAAAAAUACGGAUUGCUGAAGGAAUUCGCUUACGAAUCUGGUGAUGAGGUCAGAGGGAAAAAUGACUGCGGCAGUUCUCCAGGCGAGCCUAAUGGCGAAAACACACAAAAUGAUCAAUCAAAGGAGGAGAACUUAGAGGGAGCCCUUGCUGAAUCUUUGAAGCCUCUGAAAGGGGAGAAAACCUACCUCCUGGGUCGGAUGAAGAAACUCGAUAAGAAAACCAACUCCGCUAAGGGGUUCUACUCUUCGCAGGGCCCUGACGGUCUGAAUCAUACGGAUGAUGAGAUAGGAAAUGGAAGCAAAGCUGCUCUAACAAGGCAAUUGUCGUUGUUGUCUCAUCUUAGUGAAAGGGUGAAGGCCCUUGAAUCAGACACAGGAUUCCUAGAGCAUGCAGCUAAGACACUUGAGAAACAUAGCGAAGGAACAAAACUAUUGACAGAGAUAACACAAAACUUACAGAAGCUUCGGCAUCUCGUCAUGAUGCCCCCGGAGGAAAACAGUGGGUUGCCGUAAAUAUUUCGUCGUCCAAAUAGUCCCGAACUUCCGAUGGAUGCAAGGAUAUUGUUGGCCAUGCCAGAGAAGGUAGAAAAGGUGAGGCCAAAACUUCACAGCUGAGGAGCAAACCCCGCCGCGGACUACCAGGCGAGCCUCCGCAGACGGAUUGCUCGAAGUAUACUUAGUUUCUUGUCCACCAGAGACUCAGAGAGUUUUUCUCUUACACUAGAGUUGUUGCUUCAUGCAUGGAUCCCAAAGCAUAUGAAUUUUCUGUGCUCGUAUUCUCUUUCUAAAUAGAGUUUUUCUUUCCCCAUGGAGGUUUCCCCUCCGUAAAUCGAUUAUUUUUCUCUCA
Molecule: messenger RNA, 2155 nt
Organism: Malus domestica (apple)
Lineage: Eukaryota; Viridiplantae; Streptophyta; Magnoliopsida; Rosales; Rosaceae
Product: probable myosin-binding protein 5
Molecular function (GO): myosin binding
Source: RefSeq, a predicted model, not a curated record